Molecule: messenger RNA, 1297 nt
Organism: Morone saxatilis (striped sea-bass)
Lineage: Eukaryota; Metazoa; Chordata; Actinopteri; Moronidae
Gene: orc1
Product: origin recognition complex, subunit 1
Biological process (GO): DNA replication initiation; mitotic DNA replication checkpoint signaling
Cellular component (GO): nuclear origin of replication recognition complex
Molecular function (GO): chromatin binding; ATP binding; DNA replication origin binding
Source: RefSeq, a predicted model, not a curated record
GCUGCACGUGUCCUCGGUGCCGGAGUCUCUUCCCUGCAGAGAGCAGGAGUUCCAGGACAUCUACAGCUUCGUGGAGAGCAAGAUCAUAGACGGCACCGGCGGGUGUAUGUAUAUCUCUGGUGUGCCGGGCACGGGUAAGACGGCCACGGUCCACGAGGUGAUGCGCUGUCUGCAGCACGCCGCCGACGUGGACGAGAUUCCUCCUUUCCACUUCAUCGAGAUCAACGGGAUGAAGAUGACGGAUCCUCAUCAGGCCUACGUCCAGAUCCUGCAGAAGCUGACGGGUCAGAAGGCCACCGCCGACCACGCAGCAGCUCUGCUGGAGAAGAGAUUCAGCAACCCGGCACCCAGGAAGGAGACCACCGUCCUGCUGGUGGAUGAAUUGGACCUGUUGUGGACCAGGAAGCAGAACGUGAUGUACAACCUGUUCGACUGGCCGACGCGGCGUCACGCCCGCCUCGUGGUGCUGACCAUCGCCAACACCAUGGACCUGCCGGAGAGGAUCAUGAUCAACAGAGUGGCCAGCAGACUGGGUCUGACCCGGAUGUCGUUCCAGCCGUACAGCUUCAAGCAGCUGCAGCAGAUCAUCAUGUCGAGGCUGAACAAGGUGAAGGCCUUCGAGGAGGACGCUCUCCAGCUGGUGUCCAGGAAGGUGGCCGCUCUGUCGGGCGACGCUCGCCGAUGUCUGGACAUCUGCCGCCGGGCGACGGAGAUCUGCGAGCACUCCGCCGCCGACCCUUCUGCCACGGGAUUGGUGGGAAUGAGUCACGUGAUGGAGGCGCUGAACGAGAUGUUUUCCUCCGCCUACAUCACCGCCAUCAAGUGUGCGUCGGUGCAGGAGCAGCUCUUCCUCCGGUCGGUCAUCGCUGAGUUUCGGCGGCUGGGAUUGGAGGAGGCCACCUUCCAACAGGUGUUUGUGCAGCACCAGGCGCUGUGUCGGGUGGAGGGUCUGCAGCCCAUCAGCGUGUCGGAGGGCCUGGCGGUGUGUCAGCGUCUGGGAGCCUGCAGGUUGCUGCUGCUGGAGCCGAGCCGCCUCGGAGUCCUGCAGCGUGUCCGGCUCAACGUCAGCCAGGACGACGUGCUCUUCGCCCUGAAGGCCGACUGAAGGAGGAUCGUGUCCGUCCCUCCGUCUGUGUUUACUGUGGAUACCUGACAGCUCGGGAUCCGUUGUGUUGUAUUUUUGCGUGUUUUACUACAAAGGACACUGUGCUUUAUUUGUCUUUAUCUUUGAUUGAUAUUCAAUUCUAACCUCUUUUACGGGAGAUUAUUCACUGAAAUAAAGUCGACCCAAAGAACA